AUUGAACUAAACGCAAGCGAUUCCGAGUGAAAAGCGAGAGAGAUUCCAAGCGGUAUUUAAAGUGAGAUUUGCUCUCAAGUAAACUAAGAGUGAGUUUGAAAGUAUUUAGACAAAUUUUAAACUGGAAUAAUGGCGCUUCUACCAUACUUGUUGGACGAUCUACGCCCACGUCGUAUUCGAGAUCAGCUAUUUGGAUUAGAUCUGUCUCCGGACGACUUCUUGGCUGACAUAGUUGACCGGCCGAUGCUCUCCGUGCGAAAGUACAUUCGUCCGUGGAGGAAUUUGGCCGCAGUCGCCCGGGACGUUGGUUCAACCAUCAAGUCUGACAAGGACAAGUUCCAAGUGAAUUUGGAUGUUCAGCACUUUGACCCGGAGGAGAUUUCUGUCAAGACUUCGGAUGGUUACGUUGUGAUAGAAGGAAAACACGAAGAGAGGAAAGAUGAGCACGGAUAUGUGUCUCGCCACUUUACGCGUCGGUAUGCCCUGCCUGAAGGUUGUAACCCGGAGACUGUGGAGUCCAGGCUGUCUUCUGAUGGUGUGCUGACUGUAGUGGCUCCGAAGGUGUCGGAGAGCAAGAAUGAGAGGGCCAUCCCCAUCACUCAGACGGGACCAGUGAGAAGAAAGGCUCAUGAAGAACAAGAAAUGAAUGGCAGUGCUGAAGAAGAAGCCAUUGAGAAAACCCCGCAAAAGAAACGCAAGAAGUAGAAUAUUCCAAAUGUAGUUUUAAGUUGAAAUACUUAAGUAACCGCUACGUACCUCCGUUAGUUAAUAUAAGACUGAUUUCAGUAUUUGUAAGAUUAUUUCAAUAA
This is a messenger RNA of Helicoverpa armigera (cotton bollworm), 809 nucleotides long. RefSeq names its product protein lethal(2)essential for life. Gene Ontology annotation, cellular component: cytoplasm; nucleus. The coding region runs from base 130 to 705 and encodes 191 amino acids. Gene Ontology annotation, biological process: protein refolding; response to heat. The transcript has a single exon. The record is from RefSeq and is a predicted model, not a curated record. NCBI's taxonomy places the organism in Eukaryota, Metazoa, Arthropoda, Insecta, Lepidoptera, Noctuidae.